AUGGCAAAAUUAGAUAUAACUUCACUAGGUUGGAAACAAAAAGAACAAUGGGUUUCUCGUGUUAUUGGUUGUUCAUCUCAAUAUAAUAACGAUACAUGGUCUGCAAAUCAAAUAAUUGGGCCACCAAAAGUCUAUCCGCGAUAUGGAGACAUUACUGGUGCAUGGGCUCAAGGAUCUCGAGCCGGUGAUGAGUUUAUCGUUGUUGAAUUUGAAGAAGUUGUCUAUCCUGAACGCAUUGAUAUCUAUGAAACAUAUAAUUCAGGUGCUGUAGUAAAAGUAUUAGCACGAAAUGGAAAAGUUAACUCAGAAUGGGAAACUGUGUGGAAAACUGAAACUCCACAAAUUCAAGAACAAUCUCGUAUUUUUUCAAUUUCAUGCACAAAUAUAUGUGAGAAAGAAAUAAAUCAAAUUCGUCUGAAUAUAGAUUGUACUGCUGCAAGACGUUGGUGUGAAAUAGAUUGUAUUAAAUUGAUAGGUUUUACGUCUAAUGUUCAUUUAUUCUCGAAUGAAUUUUUGGCAGAUUUAAGUGAUUUAUUAACGAAUGAUUAUUUAUCUGAUGUUAUAUUUCAACUUGAUAAUGAACAAUUAAUAUCAUCUUAUCGAAAUAUUCUCAGUAAUCGAUGUAUUUAUUUUCAUGAGCUAUUUAUUGAAUAUCCAUCGAAUAGAACAGAACCAAUACCGAUAAGAAAUAUAUCUUAUAAAGCUUUCAAUCAAAUAUUGCAUUUUAUUUUUACAGAUAAUAUUGAACCUACAAUAACGUAUGAUAUAUGUCUUGAAUUAAUGCGUAAAGCUGAUGAAUAUUUUUUAAGCUUAAUAUAUACGAAAGCAUUUGAUAUUUUAAAGAAAAUUAUUGAUAAAACAAACGUGUUAAAAAUACUUAUUCAAUCAGGUCUUGAUUCCGUGACGUCAAAUGAGAAUCAACAUGAUAAUUUUCUUCUUAAUGAUGUUAUUGAUUUAUGUAUUGUAUUCAUUAAAAAAAAUCGCCGAGAUAUUUAUCUUAACGAAAACAUGCAAAUAUUAUCCAAAGACAUGCUGUUAAAAUUAGUUCAACUUGAUCUAUAA
This is a messenger RNA of Rotaria socialis, 1062 nucleotides long. The record is from the annotation of a GenBank genome assembly. NCBI's taxonomy places the organism in Eukaryota, Metazoa, Rotifera, Eurotatoria, Philodinida, Philodinidae.